UUAUCACAGUUCAUCCAGUGAGACAACAGAAGAAAACACAGAACCAAACUUGAGAAAUAACAGCUGAUCCAGACAGAAAUCUUUCUCACUGUUUUGCUUACUUCGUCUUGGACCUGUUCUAAACUUGACUUUGGGCUUGAUUUCAGACUGAUUUUAGACUUUGCUGUUAUACUGGUUUUAUACCAGUCCAGACUGGGGUUGAAACUGAUUUGGAAAUGGUUUGUCCUUGGUUUUCAACUUGGUUGUAGGCUGGUUUGGUAGUAGUUUUAAACUGGCUUCAAACUAGUUUUUGGACUUGAUUGUAAAGGGGUCCCAGACUGGUUUUGGACUGAUUGGGAUUGGAUUUGGACUUGGUUUUUAAGUUAGUUUUGAACCGAUUUUACAGUUGUACACCUGUAAAGAUGUUUAUCAUGUCAGUCUUAUUAUUUCCAAUGACUCCUAAAACUGGAAUCACUGAAACACGUCUUACAACAAAUAAUCAUGCAUUUUGAUUCAUAGGUUUUAGACUACUUUUGUAUGGUUUUAGAUUGGUUUUAAAAUUGCUUUGUACAGAUUUUAGACUGUUUUUUAUGCUGGUUUUAUACUGGUUUUGUACUGUUUUUGUACUGGUAUCAGAUUGGUUUUGUACUGAUUUUAAACUGGUUUUAUGCUGUUUUUGGACUGGCUUUUCACUGGUUUUGUACUGAUUUUAGACUGGUUAAGUACUGGUUUUAGACUGUUUUUGUACUGGUUUUACAUUGGUUUUGUACUUGCUUUGUACUGGUUUUGAACUGGUUUUGUAAUGGUUUUAGAUUGGUUAUGAACUGGUUUUAGACUGGUUUUGUACUGUUUUAGACUUGUUUUAGACUGGUUUUAGAUUGGUUUUGAACAGCAGGAUGAAUCUGGGACAAUCAGACUCCUCCCUGAUGUGUUGCUGAUCUGUACAUGUACCACGUUUUAAGAUGACUGUUGACACAGUUCUUGACAUUAACUGUAAACAGAAUCAGAGUUUGACAUUAAACCAUAUCUGACAGGAUGAUAAACCAGUUUUAUUUAUUCUUCUUUCUCUUCCAGUUUGGUUUCAAAUGUCUAAUGUCUCCCUUUUUUUUUAGUAUUGUACAGAAUCAGACUGAGGCUGAUUUUACAGAAGAAGAGUGUUUCUGCUGCAGUCACCUCAGAUAACCUGCGUUGCUGUUCUCCCGCUGACCUGCAGGAGUCGCUGGAGGACUCAACGGCUCAUCUGGUCUCAACACGCGAAGCAGAACCAGCAGCUAAUCAGCGAUCGUUUGUGCUGUUCUGGCACAUGCGCAGUGCAGCAGUGUGAGCCGUGUUGAUAUGUCUGCCGCUGGGCUUUAAUGAAUUUUUCUGCGGGUCCUGGAGCUUCAGACCACCGACCGUCCGCCCCGGCCCGCCUCAUGGAGAACCCCAGAGACCUGGUGGAGCGUCCGUCCAGGAAGCGGCGGGACUCCUUCGGGAUGCUGGAUGGCCUGGAUGAGGACCGUAGCAGCUGCAGUACCGAGUCCAGCGCCGGCAGCGGAGCGUCCAGCCCUGAGGACAGCGAGGACGAAGACUUAGGAGGAGUAACGCAGCUGACACCGUCAUCCUCAUCUUCCCUGACACUCAUCAAGACCAACGGACAGGUGUACACCUAUCCUGACGGCAAGGCCGGCAUGGCCACCUGUGAGAUGUGCGGGAUGGUUGGCGUCAGAGAUGCUUUCUACAGUAAAACCAAACGUUUCUGCAGCGUUUCCUGCUCCAGAAGUUACUCCUCCAACUCCAAGAAGGCCAGUAUCCUCGCCAGGCUUCAGGGGAAGCCUCCCACCAAGAAGGCCAAGGUUCUUCAGAAGCAGCCUCUGAUGACCAAACUGGCCGCCUACGCUCAGCAUCAAGCCAGCCAGCAGGCCGGCGUCAAAAAGAACGUAUCUGUGGAGGUGUUCGACUGGGGCCGUUACCUUGGAGGUGGAGACGUGAUGGGAGCUCCAGUCAGCUGCUUCAAACAUGUGCCGAUGGGGAAGUCGUGGGGCGACAUCGGGGAAGGAGUUCGAGUCGAGGUUCCGAACACCGACAGUGGUCUUCCGAUGAAAGUUUACUGGAUCGCUGGGAUCAUCAAACUGGCUGGCUUUAAGGCGUUGCUUCGCUACGAGGGCUUCGACAGCGACUCCACCAGAGACUUCUGGUUGAACCUGUGUGUUCCUGACAUCCAUCCAGUCGGAUGGUGUGCAGCUGGUGGGAAACCUCUGGUUCCCCCUCAGACCAUCCUUCACAGGUUCACCAACUGGAAAACUUUCCUGAUUAAAAGACUGACGGGAUCCAAAACUCUGCCGCCGGACUUUUCCUCCAAGGUGCAGGAGAGCAUGCAGUUCCCCUUCAAGAAGCAGAUGAGGGUGGAGGUGGUGGACAAGACUCACCUGUGUCGGACCAGAGUGGCUCUGGUUGAACAGGUGAUCGGCGGUCGCCUGCGGCUCGUGUACGAGGAGUGCGAUGACGGAACAGACGACUUCUGGUGUCACAUGUACAGUCCUCUGAUCCACAGCAUCGGCUGGUCUCGAUCCAUUGGACACCGAUUCAAACGCUCUGAUGUGUCAAAGAAGCUGGGCGGUCAGAUGGAUGCACCUGGACAACUGUUCGCUAAGGUGAAGGAGGUGGACCAGAGCGGCUCCUGGUUUGAAGACGGGAUGAAGCUGGAGGCCAUCGACCCUCUGAACCUGUCGGCCAUCUGCGUGGCCACAGUCAGGAAGGUGCUGGCAGACGGAUACCUGAUGAUCGGCAUCGACGGAUCAGAGGCGGCCGACGGUUCCGACUGGUUCUGCUACCACUCCACUUCCCCCUCCAUCUUCCCUGCCGGCUUCUGUGAGAUCAAUAACAUCGAACUGACGCCCCCUAGAGGUUACACCAACCUUCCCUUCAGAUGGUUCGAGUAUCUGAAGGAGACUAAGUCUGUGGCAGCUCCAGUGAACCUCUUCAACAAGAACGUCCCUAAUCACGGCUUCCGUCCGGGCAUGAAGCUGGAGGCUGUCGACCUCAUGGAGCCCCGCCUUGUGUGUGUCGCCACCGUGACCCGCAUCGUCCACCGGUUGCUACGGAUACACUUCGACGGGUGGGAGGACGAGUACGACCAAUGGGUGGACUGCGAGUCACCUGACCUGUACCCAGUGGGCUGGUGUCAGGUGACCGGAUACCAGCUGCAGCCGCCGGCUGUAAACACAGGCUCCAGAGAUCUGCAGUCAGCAGCAAACAAACAGAGGAAGAAAUCUCAGCAGUACAAAGGACAGAAGAAAAAGAGGAAGUUGCCCAUCGCUAAGCGCCCUGUCAGCCUUUCGGGCGCCGUGGUAACCGGCGUUCCCAGGAGCCUAUCAGGAGACGAGAACGAGACUCCGCCUGACUACCCAUCGCCCCCCCCUCCAGCCUCAGCAGCGCAACCGACCACCACCAACCAGGACAGCAGCACCGAGGGCAGAGCAGGGUCUCAGGUGAAGGAGGAGAAUGUUGGAGGUUCGGAGCCUCAGAGGAUGGAAACAGAAGCCAACGGAUCUUCUGUUCAGUUCCAUGUGAAUGAUGACGAAGCAUCAAAACGCCACGGAGAGAAAAACCAGCAACGGUAGCCUCGGCAGCUCGAUUUUCACUUCAGUUUCAGCUUCAGAGACUUGAGGUGAGAGGCUAACAUUUAAGUUCGAGUUAAUGUCCAAAACGACGAAAAAUGUGACUCAUAAGCUGUCCAAAAUGCAAAAAAAUGGUCCAAAAUGACCCUAAAGUUGUCUAAAAUGGUGGAAAAAAAUGCACAGAAUGACAGAAAAAUGUCCAAAAUGACAAAAAACUUUCAAGAACGUCUUGAAAGUCAUCCUAAGAUGACUUGAGAAUUGUCUAAAAUGGCAACAGUUUGGUCCAGAAAGACUCAAAAGUUGAACAACUUGAGAAAAGAAAUGGUGCAAGAUGAGCAAAAAAAAUGUCCCAAAUGACUCUAAACUUGUCCAAAAUGAGAGAAACUUGUGUGAGUGUGAUUGGAUGAUGAAGCGUCAGGACACCAUGGAGAGAAAAACCAGCCAAUCAGAGCCACGGCAGCUCGUCUUUCACUUCCUGGUUUCAGAUAUCAGAGAGUUGAGGGUGUGAAGCUGAAAUUCAGAUGGUUGGAGUUCAGCAGAAAAUUUGAUAGAAAGUUUUAAAUCAUAUGAAAUGUGACAGAAGUUUGGUUGAAGGUGUUUUAUCAGAAUGUUUUCCUGAAUCACUUAAAGGCUCGUUCUGCUUUAUUUCUACGUGCUGUGUUUCCUGAAAAGACAAAAGCUCUCUGAUUCGUACAUGAAUCAUUAAAAAAGGGUCGGAGGUCCUUUCAGUUUGAAGAUUGGUUGUACAAAAUGACAAAAAAUGAUCCAAAAUGUCCAAAAUGACUGAAAAGUUGUUGAAAAAUUGUCCACUGUGAUGCAAAACUUCCAAGUCCAAAAUUAGUUGAAACUUGUUCAAAUUUUCCAAAAAUGUGGAAAAUAAGUGAAAAUAUGUUAAAAUGUUUUCCAAAAUGACUGAAAACUUGCCCCCCCCCCCCCCCCC
Messenger RNA from Amphiprion ocellaris (clown anemonefish), 4518 nucleotides. Its product is annotated as MBT domain-containing protein 1-like. NCBI's taxonomy places the organism in Eukaryota, Metazoa, Chordata, Actinopteri, Pomacentridae. Bases 1335 to 3581 code for a protein of 748 amino acids. The transcript has 19 exons. Gene Ontology annotation, cellular component: nucleus. The record is from RefSeq and is a predicted model, not a curated record. Gene Ontology annotation, molecular function: zinc ion binding. Gene Ontology annotation, biological process: regulation of DNA-templated transcription.